ACUGCCGCCAAUUCCAACUAAUAAAACUUACAAUUCAUACAAUGCAAUGCAAUAUUGCUAUUUGAUAUUUUCCAUACAUACAUCUAAAGUGAGACGAAAGUUUAGAUUUAGAAUAGGUGGUGGAAUUCGUUUUGUAAUGUGAUUUGUUGUUGGUUUAGAACAAAGGAAAUAAUAUGUUUUUAGACAUUCGAGUUGUGUUGUUUUGUGUCUGUGGGUUCUGUUGGACUGUUUGUGCACAGUUUGGUAGUGUAACGAUAAGUGUGGGCUUAGAUCGUGAUAAUAAUGAUGAAUAUUAUAAUACGAAGGGUUCAUGUCCACAAAACACAACCUGUGUACCCAUCAGCGCCUGCCCGGUGUUACAAGAUCUAUUGGACUUCUCGUGCUUUUCUUCAGACAAGUACUUCCACCGUCUAAACGAGCUGACCUGCGGCAACGCCAACAAUGAGGACUAUGUUUGCUGCCCGUCAUGCGAUUGCGGCAAGGUAUACCUGGCCGGCACGGAGCAAUGUGGACAGAGCAUGGUGAAGGGUGUCGACUAUAAAGGCAUUGGGACUCACCCUUGGGUUGCUAGGAUUGGAUUUACCCAUAAAGAAAAAGGAACGGUAAAAUUUGCUUGCACCGGCUCCAUCAUUGCUAACCACGUUGUUUUGACCGCAGCUCAUUGUGCUUUAGCUAAGAACGAUGGAUAUAAAUUGUCAACAGUAGUAGUUGGAGAAUGGGACAUUGGCCGCAGUCCUGACUGCAACGAUAUGUUUUGUGCUCCACCGACUCAGGCCAUCAAAGUAGACAGUGUGAUAGUUCAUCCCGGGUAUGAACAGAAAAUAUUCCGCCAUGACAUUGCACUUAUUGUGUUGAAGGAGGAUAUAAAAUUCUCGGUGACAGCAGCUCCGAUUUGCCUAAACGAUAAUCCGGAAGUUAUAUUAAAUGAACGUGCUUCACUUGUCGGCUGGGGCCAAUUAUCCGGACAAAAAAACCUGGUGACCCGCCAGCAAUUAUUGCACGUGCCACUCGUUCCUUUAGAGCUAUGCGAGAACGUUUUCGGUAAAACGGUUCCCAUAAAUGAAGCUCAAAUCUGCGCUGGCGGCGAAGCAGGUAGGGAUGCGUGUUCAGGAUUUGGGGGAGCACCGUUACUGGUCAUGAGAGAUGCUCAGUACGUACAGAUUGGCAUUGUGUCUUUUGGCUCCGAAGACUGCGGCCAGGAGGGCAUUCCCAGCGUCUACACGAAAAUCGCACACUAUUACAAGUGGAUUGUAGACACUAUACCAAAAAUUUAACACUUUCACACAUUAUACAC
Hyposmocoma kahamanoa is the source of this 1294-nucleotide messenger RNA. Its product is annotated as phenoloxidase-activating factor 3-like. Gene Ontology annotation, biological process: proteolysis. Lineage: Eukaryota; Metazoa; Arthropoda; Insecta; Lepidoptera; Cosmopterigidae. The transcript has 9 exons. Gene Ontology annotation, molecular function: serine-type endopeptidase activity. The record is from RefSeq and is a predicted model, not a curated record. The coding region runs from base 174 to 1274 and encodes 366 amino acids.